AUGACUUUUCAGCAAUUUGUUGCUUCUGUUGACUGCUUUCCACCACUGAAUUUGACGAUUAACGAGACUGACGUUAUUUUGUUUGGUAAUCAAACUCGAUGGACGAGUUGUGGGAAUUAUUUGAAUCUCAUUUUUGGCAUAACUGAGCAUGGUUUUUCUAUGAGAUACAAAGACAAGGUGAAUAGUACUGUUCGAUUUUGCCAGCUGAUGAAAAUUGAGACGAAAAAGCAUUCAAUGAUAUGGACAGUGCAGUGCACAGAUGAUCGCGCAGAUGAUAGUGCAGAUGAUCGUGACGUUGAUCGCGCAGUUGAUCACACAGAUGAUCGCGCAGCUAAAUCGCGUAUAGAAUUUGAUUAA
Molecule: messenger RNA, 357 nt
Organism: Thelazia callipaeda (thelaziosis nematode)
Lineage: Eukaryota; Metazoa; Nematoda; Chromadorea; Rhabditida; Thelaziidae
Source: the annotation of a GenBank genome assembly